GUUUAAUUUUUAACUAAACCACUGUCAAGCCAAAACGAAAAAUCCCAGUUUCUCCGAGCGUCUCCCUCUCGUCAAGAAAAACUACGCUACAAGAUUCACAUUUGUUCUGCCAUGGCUUCUUCUUGUGAAACAGGAAUUGGAGAAGUCAAUUCUUUGCACUAUAUGAUUUUGAUCGACUAUCUGAGAGCUCGUAAUGUUGCACAAUGGUAUGAAGAAGAAUUUGGAGCGGAGAUGCUCCACCAGCAAGUGGAUGCAGUCGGUGUCCAUAAUGGUAUUCGUUUACUAGGAAUGUACUACUUGCAUGUUGGGCCAGUAGGUUGCUGCGCAAUCCUAGAGAUCAGGACUCGAUCAAUGACUCGAUCGAUGACGUGAUCCGUGAGGAACUGAAGUGCGUAACUCUUACUUGUUUUAUUUACUUUUUGAUUUGCAAUUUGAUUAUUUGUUUUAAUUUGGAUGCAUUGGUUUGUCGAGUUAUGGGUGUGCGUGCUAAGGCGGUAGCUGAACAAGUUAAGGGUUCCCCGGCUAUUAUGGUUCAAGAGACACAACACUUUUAUUAGGAAAUUAUCAACCCAUUUGGAUACAGUUGAUUUAUUGGGUCAUUGAACCAUGUACCAAAGAUGGUAUAAGGAAAUCGAAAAGGAAAAUCAAGAAAGGCUGAAAGAGGUGGAAGAAGCACAUCUUAAAGCAACACAACUUCAAGAAACUAUCGAAAGAUUAGAAUCGAGUUUGUCAAACCUUGAUUCAGAGAACCAGGUUCCUUGACAGCAGGCUUUAGUAUAAUCAAAAAACGAAGAUCUCGGAAGAUAUUUUCUUCAUUUAUUAUUACUUAUUUUCUUCAUUUAUUAUUACUUAUUUUUUCGGCUAGAGUGAUAUUACAUUCGUUUCCAGCCUCAAGGAUCAAAUAGCAAGUCUAGAAUCCGAAAAUGAAGUUCUUCGGAGCCAGGCAGCAAUAGUGGCUGUAGAGCAGAAAGUUCAUCCAGAAAAACUAGACGUUGCAGAUAACACGACUGCCCAAAUCAAGCACUUGGACAAAAGAAAUCAAAUAAACGAAGAAGUGCAUGCAAGAAAAGUAUUUAAAACAUACUUCAUUUUUUUCUUAAAAAUUUGUUAAAACUUUAACUUCCUCUCUAGGUGUAUCAAAAAGAAUCUAGGAUUCAAAAAUGGUAAACCUAUUGCAACUUGUAUCAUACACAAAUGUCUUCGUCAGUGGCAUUUUUAAAGGUAAAUGGCAUUUUUAAUCACAUUAUUGAAGCCAUAAAUGACGUUCUAAAGGUAAAUGACAUGCUUUUGAAACUCUGCUUUGUGUAAGUUUUUGACAUUUGUUCAUUAGAGUUUAUUUUAGUUUUGUGUUUCGUAAUUGAAGUUAUUUGGUUUGGUUCACUUUGUUUGAUCUUGUUUCAUUACUUUGGCUCAUUUUAUGAAGUGAUACAGGGGUGAUAUCUGAAGAGUGGUUCAAUGAGAUGAGGAACAAUGCAUUAAGUACAAAUUUUGAAUAAUUGAGCUCAUUUUGAAUUUUCUUUUGGGUUAUUUGUAUCUCCCAUGUAAGAAGUUUGAAUAAUUGAGCUCAUUUUGAAGUUGUAGUUUAUGUUUAUUUUUCAGUAUGUUGAUUCUUGUUUUGAUUUUUGAAAUUUCAGACCUACAUUUAGGAGAAUUAUCAUAAAUGGUUCAACAAAAAUGUUCUCAGGGUUACUUUACAUUUAUUCCUUAUUGAACUGCUUAAUUUGUUUGUUGGCAAAAACCAGAAUACAUGAACUAUCCGCGUAUGAUGAUAACUGUAUUUGCAGAGCCUGAUCUUGCAGGAGAAAUGGCAGCAGCAUUAGCAGCAGCGUCUAUUGUUUUCCAAGACGAAUCCGCUUAGUCCGAGAAACUCGUCAAAGGAGCUGAAACAUUGUUUUCAUUUGCAAGAGACAGUGGUAAAAGAGCGUCUUACAGUCGCGGACAACCUUACAUUGAGCCUUAUUAUAACUCAAGUGGUUACUAUGAUGAGUAUAUGUGGGGCGGUGCUUGGUUGUUUUAUGCUACUGGAAAUACUAGCUACAUUUCAUUGGCGACGAAUCCUGAUUUACCGAUGAAUGCCAAUCCAUUCCAUAUGAAACCUGAUUUGAGUGUAUUGAGCUGGGAUAAUAAGUUACCUGCUGCAAUGUUGUUGCUGACAAGGUUCAGGAUGUUUCUUAAUCCUGGUUACCCUUAUGAAGAUAUGUUGAGUAUGUACCAUAAUAUUACUAGUCUUACCAUGUGCUCUUAUCUUCAUCAAUUCAAAGUCUUUCAAUGGUCUAAAGGAGGUUUGAUACAACUGAACCAUGGACAAGGUCAAUCUCUUCAAUAUGUUGUCAAUGCGGCUUUUAUGGCAUCACUUUUUGCUGGUUAUGUGGAAGCCAUAGGUGUUCCUGGAUGGAAUUGUGGCCCUAAUUACAUUCCAAGGUCUGAUCUCAAGUCAUUUGCAACCUCUCAGAUGGAUUACAUCAUGGGUCAAAAUCCAAUGAACAUGAGCUACAUAUUUGGAUAUGGCAAGAAGUUUUCAACUCAUGUUCAUCACAGAGGUGCAUCAAUUCCAAAUAAUCACAAAAAUUACUCAUGCAAUGGUGGUUGGAAGUGGCGCGACACCCCUAACAGAAAUCCUAACAACAUCACAGGAGCAAUGGUUGGAAGUGUCAAGUAUAGAUUUUUUCGAAACUAUAAUUUGAGUUUGAAUCUGAACUUGAAUUUCAACUUCUGUCCGGAUUGAAGGUAAUCAGAAUCAGUUAAAAUGAUGGACUGGGGGUGCAGGACAGAAGCUGAAAUUGCUGCUCUCAGGCAUGAACUUACACAAGAAGUUGUUGCUUGGUAUAAACUAACCAUCCUAAUGUCACUAAAGAAAACAAUUGCUUCUCCAGGACGUGGUAUUUUGGCCAUGGAUGAAUCCAAUGCUACAUGUGGAAAGCGGUUGGAUUCAAUUGGACUAGAGAACACCGAAGCUAACCGUCAAGCAUGACGUAAAAUUAUAUAUGAAGAAAGUGUUAUGACUUAGUUAAAAUAUAAUUUUUAUGUGUAUGAUUUUAUAAUACGUGAAAUAUUAUGA
Messenger RNA from Vicia villosa (hairy vetch), 3058 nucleotides. Its product is annotated as endoglucanase 7-like. The transcript has 9 exons. The coding region runs from base 1991 to 2725 and encodes 244 amino acids. Lineage: Eukaryota; Viridiplantae; Streptophyta; Magnoliopsida; Fabales; Fabaceae. Gene Ontology annotation, molecular function: hydrolase activity, hydrolyzing O-glycosyl compounds. The record is from RefSeq and is a predicted model, not a curated record. Gene Ontology annotation, biological process: carbohydrate metabolic process.